UACUAAGCUUCAAACAGUAGCUCCAAUACCUUCCUUUUCCUAUAUUGAGGAAAAUGGACGCCACGUUUCGCAAAUGUUACAAAGACAACUCAAACGCGAAACCUAUGACAAAGAUAUUAUGACGUACGUGUUGUUUUACACGGUAGCAAAACAAAUGUAGAGCGAAAAACGUGUUUUGGAUGGGAAAAAGAGUGUUGUGAGAUAUACGACGGCUUUUUUGUUACUAGAGCGUAAUCUACGACUUUUACAACCAACAAAAUGCUGACAUUACGAGAAAAACAGAUUGGUGCUUUAAAGCAGAUGCUAAACUUGAACCAGCCUCAUUCGAAAACCCAGUCUGCGGAACCGGUGUUUAAAAUCCUCAUCUAUGAUAGAUGCGGUCAGGACAUAAUUUCUCCGCUGGUGUCCAUAAAGGAGCUAAGAGAGCUGGGAGUAACUCUUCAUGUGCAGCUUCACUCGGACAGAGAUCCAAUACCAGAUGUUCCGGCAGUUUACUUCUGUCUUCCCACUGAAGAAAAUUUAGGCCGUAUCAGCCAAGAUUUUCAAAAUAAUUUGUAUGAUGCUUAUCACUUAAAUUUUAUAUCGCCAAUUUCAAGACAGAAACUUGAAGAUUUAGCAUCAGCUGCACUGCAAGCAAACUGUGUCUCUCAGAUACAAAAGGUGUAUGAUCAGUAUCUGAAUUUCAUUUCCUUGGAAGAUGAUAUGUUCAUUCUGAAGCACCAGAAUAGUGAUUCUGUAUCAUACUAUGCUAUAAAUAGGGGUGAGAUCAAGGACACCGAAAUGGAAAGUAUAAUGGAUAGUGUAGUUGACAGCUUGUUUUCAGUCUUUGCAACAUUGGGAGCUGUUCCAAUUAUUCGCAGUCCUCGUGGAAAUGCAGCAGAGAUGGUUGCUGAGAAGCUAGACAAGAAACUUAGAGAGAAUUUAAGAGACACUAGAAACAGUUUAUUCAUUAUGGAUGCUACGCAAACUGGUCAUUUCAGUUUUCAGAGACCACUCCUAAUAGUAUUAGAUAGAAAUGUGGAUAUGGCAACACCCUUACAUCACACUUGGACAUACCAGGCGUUGGCGCAUGAUGUUCUGGAUCUUGCACUCAAUCGAGUUGUAGUGGAGGAGAAUGUUGGUCGUUCACCUGCAGGAGGGGCAAAAGUAAAAACUCGGGCCUGCGAUUUGGACAACCGUGACAAGUUCUGGGCUACACACAAGGGCAGCCCAUUUCCAAUUGUGGCUGAGGCAAUUCAGGAAGAACUGGAACAAUAUAGAUCAUCAGAGGAUGAAGUUAAGAAAUUAAAGGAAUCAAUGGGAAUAGACAAUGAAAGCGAUGCUGCCUUUUCAAUGGUUUCGGAUAACACAGCGAAACUUACAUCUGCUGUGAACUCGUUGCCACAACUGAUGGAGAAAAAACGCCUGAUUGACAUGCACACCACCAUUGCAACUGCAAUUCUCAACUGUAUCAAGUCACGUCGUUUGGACACGUUCUUUGAAUUUGAAGAAAAAAUUAUGAGCAAAACAACCCUGGAUCGGGGCAUUAUGGAAUUGCUUGCUGAUGGAGAAGCUGGUACACCUGAAGACAAACUCCGUCUCUUUCUUAUUUAUUACAUAUGCUCACAUUCAAUGUCAGAGGCUGAGUAUGAUCGUUUCGCUGUAGCACUGCAGAAUGCUGGUUGUGAUCUUCAGCCUUUGUCAUACAUUAAGAGGUGGAAAGCAUAUACAAAAAUGGCAGCUACCCAUAACCAGUAUGUAGGUGGUGGUACCAAAACUGUCAGCAUGUUCUCAAAACUAGUUAGUCAAGGAUCAUCAUUUGUGAUGGAAGGAGUGAAAAACCUUGUCGUGAAAAGGCAUAAUUUACCAGUCACUAGGUUAGUUGAUGAACUCAUGGAGAUGAAGACAUCACAAGAAACAGAAGAUUUCAGGUACUUUGAUCCUAAACAGUUGAGACCAUUAGACAGUUCACAGAUACCGAGAAACAGGAUGCCAUUCCAAGAGGCAAUUGUGUUUGUUGUUGGUGGCGGAAACUACAUUGAAUACCAAAAUCUAGUGGAUUAUACAAAGGGCAAAGCAGGAGGACCAACAAGUAAACGAGUUACAUAUGGAUCAACAACUCUCAGUAAUGCCAAGCAGUUCCUAAAACAACUUUCUUUGUUGGGGCAAGAGAUUCAUUGAUUGCAGUUCAUGCAGUUCUUCGGUGGAAAGUCAACCUGCAACUGGAAGUGCUAGUAUUAGCAUUAAAAAACCUUUGCGCAACAGAAAUUUUUAAUAUGAAGAAGUGACUUUUGCAUAGUGUCUUGUGAAUUUCUGAUGCAUGGUUGAAGUUUUUCUUAUUUUUAUCAUGGAGUUAAACAUCAUCAGUUUUGGAGGAACAAAUGAAAUAUUUCAUUUCUGUACAGGUGCAACACACUCCUCAGAAGAAAAAUCUGCAGACAAUUUUUCAUGCAAUGUGUACAAAGAAAUUUGAUUGUAAUA
Molecule: messenger RNA, 2460 nt
Organism: Schistocerca americana (American grasshopper)
Lineage: Eukaryota; Metazoa; Arthropoda; Insecta; Orthoptera; Acrididae
Gene: Slh
Product: protein sly1 homolog
Exons: 15
Coding region: 259-2160 (633 amino acids)
Biological process (GO): intracellular protein transport; endoplasmic reticulum to Golgi vesicle-mediated transport
Cellular component (GO): cytosol; Golgi membrane
Molecular function (GO): syntaxin binding
Source: RefSeq, a predicted model, not a curated record